AACAGCCCUGCAGGCACCAAGGUCAGUGCAGAAGGAGGGGGAGGAGGUGCUCCAUGAGCCGGAGUAAAGAUUCCCCUGCAGCCUGUGGGGAAGCAGGCUCUGUCCUUGCAGGAGGACAUGGAGGUCCAUGGGCAUGCAGACAUCCACCUGCAGCCCAUGGAGGACCCCAUGCCAGAGCAGGUGGGUGCCCAAAGGAGGCUGUGACCCCGGGGGAAGCCCAUGCUGGAGCAGGGUCCUGGAAAGACCUGUGGACCCGUGGAGAGAGGAGCCCACUCUGGAGCAGGUUUGCUGUCAGGACCUGGGAUCUUGAGGGGAACGCACGCUGGAGCAGGCUAUUCCUGAAGAACUGUACCCUUUGGGAGGGACCCACACUGGAGCAGUUAAUGAAGAACUGCAGCCUUGGGAAGGAACCACCUUGGAGAAGUUUGUGGAGAGUUGUCUCCCGGGGGAGAGACCCCAUGCCAGACCAAGGGAAGAGUAUAACUGUCUCCCAAGACCCCAUGCCAGAGCAGGGGAAGAGUGUAACUGUUUCCCAUGGGAGAGAACCCAUGCCAGAGCAGGAGAAGAGUGUAACUAUCUCCUGUGGGAGAGACCCCAUGCCGGAGGAGGAGAAGAGCGAGAGGAGUCCUCCCCUUGAGGAGGAAGGAGCGGCAGAAACAGCGUGCGAUGAACUGACUGCAGUCCCAGCUCCCGAGGACCCAAUGCUGCUGACAGAAAAGAGGUGUCAGUCAGCCACUCCGCCACCUCUUUUGUCCCCCCGAAGAAGCCCUGCCUACCCCCUCAGUGAUAGUGAGGACUCUUCCCGCUCUACUCAGCUCACCAAAGUCUCCAGCUCCAGACAGUGCCUCAAGGACCGGAACAGCCACACGUCUACGCCGCAAGGCACCUCCACAAGCCCAGCGGACACAGACUCCUCGAGCCACCCCCUCAAAGCCAUCAGCGUGGGUGCUUUGGAUAAAAGGCUGUCUGUGUCCAAGGCUGACCAAAAGGAGAGUCCAAAUGAGGCUCAAGAUGGGGAAGCAAUAGGGAGCCAUCCACUUGCCCGGAGCACUCUGUCCUUGAGCACUUCCACCAACUUGAGGACCUUCUCUGUCAGCAGGGUGAGCGUCCGCUCCCAGGCACUGGACAUCAGGCAGAAGAUCACAGAAUGGGAAUGCCGCCGGGAGCUGUCCCCCAGGAUGAGUGUGUGUGUGGACAAGAGGGAUGCUGGGGAGAGGUCAGGCAGUGAGAGCUGCCCCAGUGUGCUGACCUCUCCCUGCAGCGACAAGACAUUUGAUUUCAAAGGGCUCAGAAGAAUGAGCCGAACAUUUUCCGAGUGUUCUUACCCGGAAACAGAGGAGGAGGAACUGCUGGACAGGGAUUCCUGCCAUCGGUUUGAAAAGAGACCAAGCAGGAGUGAGCUGCCUCCUGCUGCCACUUUCCUUAAGGGCCAUGGGAGGAAAGAGUCCUCUGCUGUGCUCAACAGAAUACAGAAGAUUGAGCAGGCUCUGAAGGAGCAGUCGGGCAGAGGCCUCCCCCAGUUACCAAGUAGCUGCUACAGUGUUGACAAAGGGAAGAAAAAGACUGUGGAGGGACUGAGUGAAACCCUAAGUGAUAGCAAAGGAGGGAGUGUUAUUUUGGGGAGUGAACCAGAAACACCCCCUGAGGCUGAGAAAAGCAGUAAAACAAAACAGGGACUUACUGCGAACUCAGCCGGCCCUAAACUGCUCCUCGAAAGCCCGGCCAACAGCGCGGUGAAUCCUGUCCCCAAGCCCAAACGCACCUUUGAAUAUGAAGCAGACAAAACCCACAAAACCAAACCAAGCAAUGGCCUACCUCCAUCUCCUACACCUUCUGCUCCUCCUCCCCUCCCGUCCACUCCUGCACCCCCUGUGACCAGAAGGCAGAAGAAAGAGUCGCGCUUUCACAGAAAAUCCCAGAAUAGAAAAUCCUUUGAGUUUGAGGAUGCCUCAAGUCUGCAAUCCCUGUACCCUCCCUCCCCAACUGAAAAUGGGACUGAGAGCCAGCAUAAAUUUGGAUCCAAGAGCACUUUAGAAGAGAAUGCCUAUGAAGACAUUGUAGGCGAGUCACCCAAGGAAAACCCGUACGAGGAUGUGGAGCUGAAAGGCCGUCACGCGGGCCGAAAAUCCCAUCAGCUCUCUGAGAAUUCCCUAGAUUCUUUGCACAGGAUGUGGACGCCGCAGAACAGGAAAUACACAUCACCUCCCCAGCUGCCCUCGAAGCCCAGCAGCCAGUCUAUGCGCGUCGGGAACUGGUCAGAAAGGAAGAGCCACCGCUUACCACGGCUGCCCAAGCGGCACAGCCACGAUGACAUGCUGCUGCUGGCUCAGCUUGGCAUCCCCUCCUCCCCUUCCAGCCUCAAUGAGGACAGCCUGAGCACAGCAAGCGAGCUGCUGUCUACACGGCGAGCCAGGAGGAUCCCAAAGCUUGUCCAAAGAAUCAAUUCAAUCUACAGUGCAAAAAGAGGAAAAAAACGACUGAAGAAACUUUCUAUGUCCAAUAUUGAGACAGCAUCCCUACGAGAUGAGAACAGCGAGAGUGAGAGUGACUCAGAUGACAGGUUUAAAGCUCAUACCCAGCGUCUUGUGCACAUCCAGUCAAUGCUGAAGAGGGCUCCAAGUUAUCGAACCCUGGAACUGGAGCUGAUUGAAUGGCAGGAACGGGAGUUAUUUGAGUAUUUUGUGGUAGUGUCACUGAAAAAGAAGCCCUCUAAAAACACUUACCUCCCAGAAGUGACAUAUCAGUUUCCCAAGCUGGAAAGACCGACCAAGCAAAUGCGUGAAGCAGAGGAGCGUCUCAAAGCCAUCCCUCAGUUCUGCUUCCCUGAUGCCAAGGACUGGCUCCCUGUCUCUGAGUACAACAGUGAGACCUUCUCUUUCAUGCUGACUGGGGAAGAUGGGAGCCGACGGUUUGGCUAUUGCAGGAGGCUGUUGCCGAGUGGAAAAGGCCCACGCCUACCUGAGGUUUAUUGCGUCAUCAGCCGGCUGGGAUGUUUUGACUUAUUUUCCAAGAUCCUGGAUGAGGUUGAAAGGAGACGGGGAAUAUCUGCUGCCCUGGUUUAUCCAUUUAUGAGAAGUCUGAUGGAAUCUCCUUUUCCUGCACCUGGAAAGACAAUCAAAGUCAAAACUUUUUUGCCUGGAGCUGGAAACGAGGUCAUUGAGCUGCGGAGGCCCAUGGACUCGCGCCUGGAACACGUGGACUUUGAGUGCCUUUUCAAGUGCCUCAGCGUUCGUCAGAUCAUCCGGAUCUUCGCUUCUCUCCUGUUGGAGCGGCGUGUGAUUUUCGUAGCAGAUAAGCUCAGCACCCUGUCGAGCUGCUCACAUGCCGUGGUGGCCCUGCUCUACCCCUUCUCCUGGCAGCACACCUUCAUUCCUGUUCUGCCCUCAUCCAUGAUUGACAUCGUGUGCUGCCCUACCCCUUUCCUGGUGGGACUGCUCUCCAGCUCUCUGCCCAAACUCAAGGACCUGCCUGUAGAGGAGGCUUUGAUGGUUAACUUGGGAUCUGAUCGAUUCAUCAGACAGAUGGAUGAUGAAGACACACUAUUACCUAGGAAAUUGCAAGCUGCUCUGGAGCAGGCUCUAGAGAGAAAGAAUGAACUGAUAAAUCAGGAUUCAGAUAGUGAUUCAGAUGACGAAUGUAACACCCUGAAUGGAUUAGUGUCUGAGGUUUUUAUCCGAUUCUUUGUGGAGACAGUUGGCCAUUAUUCCCUGUUCCUAACCCAGAAUGAAAAAGGAGAGCGUGCCUUCCAAAGGGAGGCUUUCCGUAAAUCUGUGGCCUCCAAGAGCAUCCGCCGCUUCUUGGAAGUUUUCAUGGAAUCCCAAAUGUUUACUGGCUUCAUCCAGGACAGAGAGCUGAGGAAAUGCAGGGCAAAAGGUCUCUUCGAGCAGAGGGUUGAACAGUAUUUGGAAGAGCUUCCAGACACGGAACAAAGUGGAGUGAACAAGUUCCUGCGAGGCCUUGGGAACAAAAUGAAGUUCCUUCACAAGAAGAACUAAUUCCUUUCUGCUGAAAUACCAACCCAAAGACUAUUUAUGACACUGCGCGAGACACCUGCGGCAUUCCAGAGUUCGGAGCAUGAGGAGAGCAGAGCGAGCUCUAAGUGAUGACUGAUGCUGUUGACAGUGUGCCACGUGAUGGCUCCUUUAUGUAUUUAGAGAGAAUUUGUACAUAAUGUGCUGUAAGCUUUUUGUAACUGAUUUUGUAAUGAGCAAGAAAACUGUGGUAAAUAUUUGUAUAUUCCUGAGAAUAACAGGUGCUUAUUUUUGUUUCUUUAGUAUGAAUUGAGUUAUGCUUGGUGCAAAAAUGAAUAGCUGAUUUAUGUGCAGCUGACUGUCUCAGCAGAACCACUGACUUCAAGGGAUGUUUGUGAGAGAGCGACGCUGAUGCCUGAACACUGUGGGGUGAAUGAGCUCGGGUACAUGGGAGAGGUUGUACGAACGGGGGCCGCUUUCAUGCGGCACAGUUGCUUGUUUGGUUGGGUUUUUUUCCCCUCUAAUUAAUUUUAAAGAAAUAACAAAGCAACUUGAUAAUAAGGUACUUGGUUCACAAUGCAAACUUUCCACUUGGUUUGAACUCUGGUCAGUAAACUCCUUGUAAUCCAUUCUGCACUAAGACUGCUAAACCUGAGGAGAUCUCAGCUCUUUGACAUACAAGCUGCAGCGAGUAGGUACAGUACAUCCUUUCCUAAUGUAUGUAUGUAUGGUUUCUAAUAAACUCUGUAAAUAUA
Molecule: messenger RNA, 4726 nt
Organism: Pseudopipra pipra
Lineage: Eukaryota; Metazoa; Chordata; Aves; Passeriformes; Pipridae
Gene: DENND2B
Product: DENN domain containing 2B
Exons: 19
Coding region: 54-3995 (1313 amino acids)
Biological process (GO): positive regulation of ERK1 and ERK2 cascade
Source: RefSeq, a predicted model, not a curated record